Molecule: messenger RNA, 614 nt
Organism: Hibiscus syriacus
Lineage: Eukaryota; Viridiplantae; Streptophyta; Magnoliopsida; Malvales; Malvaceae
Product: transcription factor PRE1-like
Exons: 2
Coding region: 328-606 (92 amino acids)
Biological process (GO): regulation of DNA-templated transcription; regulation of growth
Molecular function (GO): protein dimerization activity
Source: RefSeq, a predicted model, not a curated record
ACAAACCCCUUUUUAAGACCAACUGUGCUUUCUCCGAUGCACUUGUCUUCUUCACGUCCAACAUCACUAUCUUUGUUAUUGUAAUCUCUCUCUCACAUUCCCCAUGGGUGUGGUCCUCUUUACCUCUUUAUAUCUCUCUCAUCACUUUCUUCAGUUCUUCAAACAUUACAUCUAAUACUACUCUACUUCUUCUUCUCCCUCUAUUGCUUUUCUUGCCAAACCAAAACCAUUUUUCCUUGUGCAUUGCAUAUCUUGUGCGUUUCUAAACCCCUAGGCGAGAAAGUUUCUCGGUUUCCGGUCAUUAUUACGGUGGUCUUUUUCCCGAACAUGUCGAGCAGAAGGUCGAGACAGUCGAGUGCGGGCGUUUCGAGGAUUUCCGAUGAGCAGAUCAUUGAACUGAUCUCGAAGUUACGGCAGCUCCUCCCCGAGAUUCGCGAGAGGCGUUCCGAUAAGGCAUCGGCAUCCAAGGUUUUACAAGAGACUUGCAAUUAUAUCAGAAACUUGCACAGGGAGGUGGACGACCUAAGUGAGCGGCUCUCGCAGCUGUUGGCCACCAUUGAUGCAGACAGUGCCGAGGCUGCAAUAAUCAGGAGUUUAAUUAUGUAACAUAUAAA